AAUUGGUACCUUGGAUAGCCUCUCUUUCCACCCUGCAGUCAGUGUUGGGCAGAGCCGGCUCUACUGUUGGGCAGAGGGGAGCAGCUGUCUCAGGCAGCCGAUCUGGGACAUCAAGAAAGGGCACCAUGGCCGAGAGCACAGACAUGGAGUUCUUGCAGGAAAGCUUCCGGAAAUUUGCCAUCUAUGGAGACACCAAAGCAACAGGGCAUGAAAUGAAUGGCAAGAACUGGGCCAAGCUGUGCAAAGAUUGUAAAGUGAUUGAUGGAAAAGGGGUUACUAGCACAGACGUGGACAUUGUCUUCAGCAAGGUGAAAGCAAAAUCGUCCCGAGUCAUCAGCUUUGAGGAGUUCAAACGGGCCUUGGAAGAACUGGCACCAAAGCGGUUUAAGGACAAAAGCAAUGAGGAGGCUUUUGAAUCCAUCUGCCAACUGGUGGCAGGCAAAGAACCCACCAAUGUGGGCGUCACUAAAGCCAAGGCUGUGGGGGCUGUGGAGAGGCUGACGGACACCUCCAAGUACACGGGCUCCCACAAGGAACGCUUUGACGAGAGCGGGAAGGGCAAAGGAAAGAGUGGGCGGGAGAACAUCGUGGACAACAGUGGCUACGUAUCGGCCUACAAGAACGCUGGCACCUAUGACGCCAAAAUGAAGAAAUAAGGGCAGCUAACCCAGCACAUGCCUGUGCAGAAGAAGGGGGCGCCCCAGUGACACACCCUUGCAUUGGGGGGGGAGGCUUCUUGCUGGGCCUACUCCCUGGCUCUGAGUUGUAGAAUGGAAGGGUUGCUGCUGUUCUCCACCUUGGCCUGGCCUUUUGCUUCCCACACCCCCAGACUCGCAUCUGUAACACUCUGUCUCAGAUUUCAGCCCCGUGCUCUUCCUUACCCCUCAACAGCUUCUCAGGCUUCGCCAACCCACCCACUUGCUCAGCUGGGAUCAUCAAGACUAAAUAUGGCUCCCACAGGGAAAGCUUCUUGGGUUGAGCUUCUGCUUAUCACGUAGCAGCUGUUAAAGGCACCAGGGGGCUGUGAGGGAAACAAGGUGGCUGCCUUCCCCACAACUUGCAAACCUCUGAGAAUGGCUCAUCAACCUCUCUACGUGGGCCAGCACUCAAGUCCUCUCACCUGGCCUGUAACCCACCCUCACCAACUUGAUUGGGCUGCAGCUCCCGUUGUGCAUAGCCAACGUGGCACUCUUGUCUGGCGUAAUGGGAGUUGUAGUCCCACACAUCUGAAAGGUGACUGGUUGGGGAAACCCUGCCCUCUGGCAUCAUUUCACCGCUUCUGAGCUGUAUAAGUAAAGCCGUAUAUGAAUAAAGCACUACUAAAUAUAUUCCUCAAA
Molecule: messenger RNA, 1337 nt
Organism: Python bivittatus (Burmese python)
Lineage: Eukaryota; Metazoa; Chordata; Lepidosauria; Squamata; Pythonidae
Gene: TPPP3
Product: tubulin polymerization promoting protein family member 3
Biological process (GO): microtubule polymerization; microtubule bundle formation; positive regulation of protein polymerization
Cellular component (GO): microtubule
Molecular function (GO): tubulin binding
Source: RefSeq, a predicted model, not a curated record